UUUUGUUUAUUUUGAAUUUCAAAUUUUUAUUUAUUCUUUCAUUUAUAUAAACAAGAGGAGUUAUAUUAAAUUGAAAAACAGUGUUUAUUGUGAAGCAUUAUUAUUAUUAUUAUUACUAUAAUUACAAAUAUAACAAUUUCCUCGAUUGGUGAUGCAUUUCAAAUUAAAUAGCAAUGUUAUGUGCAUAUUAUUUAUUCACUUUCUUUUGACAAAGUGUAUUCAAGUUGAAAAGAACAUGUCACCCGUUAUAUUUAUUCCAGGUGAUGGAGGUAGCCAGGUUGAAGCAAAAUUGAAUAAGCCAUCAGUAGUUCAUUACAUUUGUGAAAAAACGUCAUCUGAUUUUUUCAAUAUUUGGUUAAAUUUAGAAUUAUUAGUUCCAGUUGUUAUCGAUUGUUGGAUGCGUGUUGUAAAUAUGAUGUGGAACGUGUAUUUUUCAAGUAUAGGAAACUGUCAACAGCAAUGGUUUUCUUUCUUUUCUAUUUCGACCAUAUUUCAGUAGAUUUGGCCCAUGAUGUUGUCCAUAGUUCCACGCGGAUUGAUAAUAUGAAAUUAAAUUAUGAUAACACAACACGAAAAACAAAAAAUCAAGAAGGAGUAGAUAUAAGAAUUCCAGGAUGGGGUGACCCUUUUAGUGUUGAAUAUUUGGACCCUAGCAAAGCAUUUCCUGGUAGUUAUUUUAAAGAUAUUGGAAAUAUGCUAGUAAAUGAGUUGGGAUAUGUACGCAAUUUGUCUCUUCGGGGUGCGCCAUAUGACUUCAGAAAAGGACCAAAUGAAAGUGAAGAAUUUUUUGUAAAAUUAAAAUUACUUAUUGAAGAAACAUACACAAUAAAUAGUAAUGCACCAGUAACUUUAAUAGCUCAUAGUAUGGGAGCUCCUAUGUCUUUAAUAUUUUUACAGCGUCAAACUAAGAAAUGGAAGGAUAAAUAUUUGAGUUCUUUAAUCACUUUAGCAGGAGUCUGGGGAGGCUCCGUCAAGGCAUUAAAAGUUUUUGCAGUUGGUGAUGACUUGGGAGCUUAUGUUUUACGAGAAAGUGUUAUGAGAAAUGAACAAAUUACAAGUCCAAGUUUAGGAUGGCUUUUACCUUCAACAUUAUUCUGGAAAAAUUCUGAAAUUUUGGUGCAAACAGAUCAAAAAAAUUACACUCUACUUAACCUGAAGGAAUUCUUCAUAGAUAUAAAUGUUCCAAAUGGAUGGGAAUUCCGGAUAGAUAACGAAAAAUAUCAAAAAUACUUUGAAGCUCCAGAAGUGAAAUUGCAUUGCUUACAUGGUGUCAAAGUGGGGACAGUUGAAAGGUUAUACUAUAAACCUGGUACGUCAAUUGACGGAUAUCCUGAACUUAUCAAUGGUGAUGGAGACGGUACGGUUAAUUUGAGGAGUUUAAAUGCUUGUCUUCUUUGGCAAAAGAAACAAAUUCAAAAAAUAUAUCACAAAGAAUUUGUUGGAGUAAAUCAUAUGGAUAUUUUGAAACAUAUUGAUGUUUUAAACUACAUAAAAAGCAUACUACAACAAUAGUCAUUUUAUUCACCUAUUGAAAAAAAAUAAUCUUUCAUAUAAAUAUAUAAAUAAUUUUAAAAUAA
Messenger RNA from Leptopilina heterotoma, 1577 nucleotides. Its product is annotated as phospholipase A2 group XV-like. Gene Ontology annotation, biological process: lipid metabolic process. Lineage: Eukaryota; Metazoa; Arthropoda; Insecta; Hymenoptera; Figitidae. Bases 460 to 1512 code for a protein of 350 amino acids. The transcript is spliced from 8 exons. The record is from RefSeq and is a predicted model, not a curated record.